ACUUGCCUUUCGAUCUCAAGAUCCAUCUUCUCUUUCCUUCUUGGGCGGGACCUAAGGCCGCAGGAGAGAAAAUCAAAAUAACUGGCAAUGGCCUUCAAAGUUGUCUCUCUUGCUUUCCCCUAUCUAGACUCUAGCUAAUAUCCCUCCCGAGAUCGGGCAAAACCCUCUCACUCUCAGUCCACUUACAGCGCUGUAUCUCUUCUUCCUCGUCUUCUAGUCUCACUACCUUUCUCCCCCCCCCUCUCCCCCUUCCCCUCCCCACAAGCUCUCUCUCGCGCGCUGCUUCAUCUUCUACUCUCUCUUCUGCUGUAUUCCAAAAGCAGUCGGUUCCUGCAGGAAUAUCUUGCCAUUCCUUUCUCUUUACUUGCGAUUAUCUCUCGCCGUUGGGGUGGGUACCUCCAGUUUUUCCGCUUCUUGCCUUAUUUCUUCUUCAUCCCGCUGCGAGGGGUGACAGAUCUAGCGAGUGAACGAGCGGGCUAGAGAGAGAAAUGAACAAGAGUUUUAGGGCAUCCGAGGCGCAAGGGGCGGGGACCCGUGGAAGAACCUUGGGAGCGGUGAUAAAGGAGAAGGACGAAGAGCUUGCCCUCUUCCUUGAGAUGCGCAAGCGCGAGAGGGAGAAGGAGCGCAGCAACAGCUUCCUCCUCCACCAUUCCUCUGAUGAACUCGAUCUGCCACCUGGUUCAAAUUCAGGGAGCGCUCCCUUAUUUAAGAUCGCGUCUAGCACUCCAAUGCAUAAAACUGGUAUCGACGACUUCCUCAACUCCGACAGUGAUAAGAAUGACUAUGACUGGCUGCUUACGCCACCUGGUACUCCUCUAUUCCCAUCUCUGGAGAAUGAGUCAAAAAGAUCGCCAGGAGUCCAUGUUGGGACUCUAAAAUCUCGUCCGACUGUGCUCAAAUCAAGGUUGGCAGAUUUUCCGGAUUCUUCCGUAAGAAGCACCUUAGCUUCAAGACAAGCAACAUCAUCUGCUGGCUUGAGCUCAUCAACAGCUGUGGUAACUCGGAGGCCAUCAUCAUCCGGAGGCCUUACCCAUACUUCAUCAUCAAGGCCUGCUACUCCAACCGGACGCCCUACAUUAACUGCUGUGGCAUCUAAACCUUUGAGACCUUCGACUCCAACAACUCGGGCUACCAUCCCUUCAAAGCCCGUGGUUCAUCCUCCGAGAUCGUCGACUCCUGCUAGAUCUUCCACACCAACAUCAUCAAGGCCUUCUAUACCAGCACAGAGCAGGCCUGCUACUGCAAGGUCUUCUACGCCAACAAAAAGACCCUCCACCUCAACCACCACUCCACCCAGUCAACCUACAGCAGCAAGUUCUGCUCCACCAAGUCGGUCUUCUUCCAUCGCAAAGUCACGCCCUACAACCACAACUUCGAAGGGUACUUCAGUACCAAAAUCAUCAUCAUCACGUGGCAGCUCACCUACUGUAAGAUCUAGACCUUGGAAACCAUCCGAUAUGCCUGGAUUCUCCCUUGAUGCCCCCCCAAAUCUGAGGACAUCUUUACCUGAAAGACCCUCUUCCGCUUCUCGGGGUAGACCUGGAGCUCCCAGCUCUUCUAGAUCAUCUUCUGUUGAGCCUGGACCACCUGCUCGCCCAAGAAGGCAGUCUUGCUCCCCAUCCAGGGGAAGGAGUCCAAAUGGCAUUACUUCCAAAGCGAACUGCAGUCCAACCAUGGGCAGAUCGCAUCUAAACAGUGGUGACAGUGUAAACCCAGUUCUAAUUGGAAAUAAGAUGGUUGAACGUGUAGUUAACAUGAGGAGACUAGCACCUCCAAAGCAAGAAGACCAAAGUUUGAACCAUAAUAACCUUGCAGGAAAAUCAUCGGCAUCUCCUGAUAGUGCUGGCUUUGGGAGAACACUGUCUAAAAAAUCACUGGAUAUGGCUCUGCGGCAUAUGGAUAUAAGGCGGAGUAUCCCAAACAGUUUACGUCCGCUGAUGACGAAUAUUCCAGCAUCCUCUAUGUACAGUGUGAGGUCAGGGCCUACAAGAAGCAGGGCCGUCAGUGUUUCAGACUCUCCUCUUGCUACAAGCAGCAAUGCCAGUUCCGAGCAAAGUGUCAAUAACACUAUGAUUUGCUUGGAUGGAACUGAACUUGAAGAGGAUCUAGUGAGUGAGAAAGGAGGAAGGUCCUCUCCUGUGGGACGGGUGACCAGAUGAUGGUCUAGAAGAAUCGUGGAAGUCCUUUGCUGCUCCACGGCGCCUCGCAAGCCUAGAAAUCCUGGAAAUGUAUACACUCGAUUGUAUACGUUUCACUUACAUAUCUAUGGGAAGGCCAUAGAACCAGCUUAGUUGGACUUUGUUGUAGAUGGUCAUUAUGGGAUUCCUGUUUAUUUUUUUCUCAGCUUGGCUGUCUGCAAAUCUUGUUUAUUUCCUGACCAAAAAAAUUGCCUUGUUCACCUAUUUGGGAUUAUUAACACGUACUAUGCAUUACUGGUGACAAGCACAAUAUAAUCAUACAAAAUUAACUUA
This is a messenger RNA of Ananas comosus (pineapple), 2471 nucleotides long. RefSeq names its product flocculation protein FLO11-like. Gene Ontology annotation, cellular component: cortical microtubule. The record is from RefSeq and is a predicted model, not a curated record. Bases 489 to 2159 code for a protein of 556 amino acids. Lineage: Eukaryota; Viridiplantae; Streptophyta; Magnoliopsida; Poales; Bromeliaceae. The transcript is spliced from 5 exons. Gene Ontology annotation, biological process: cortical microtubule organization.